UUAAUCGAGCUGGCGCAAUAUUUUUAUAAACACACAAAACUAUAGAUUCUGUAAAGUCCUUUAAAAUGUCGGUAGAUGCUCUAAUUGUGUCCUUCAGCGAGCUGCAGGCUAUAGACCAAGAAGAUAUCAUCAUGUUGGUGGACGUGCAAACCGCCAUCAGGAUCUGCAAUGAAUCUCUGACAAACGAUUCUGCGAGUCUAGAGGAUGUUUUGCUUUUAUGGCUAAGUAAGUUGUUAAGAUCAUAUGUGGAUGAGGCGGUGUGCUGCGUCAAUGCGAUCAAGGAAAUGUGGUCCUGGCUGGAAAGGGUUACAGUUGAUCCGAAAUACAAUGGUCUUGCCAUUGUGACCGAGGCUCUUAACUUUGUCACAGUCUAUAAGGAUCAUUUACUGAGGGGCGGCGAACGUUUAGUGCAUAGCUCGGCCUUUUUCUUCUUAACCAUGAUCAAAAGUUUUCCUAGCGAUCGAAGUACCUUAAAGAUCUGCAUCGAUCUACAUUUGGUUGUGCUCUCCCUUCUAAGAGAUAACACAGCUGAAGCCAAAACUGUAAACACUCGUAUUACUCCCGUGAUAAAAAAACUGACUGCCAUUGCCGAAUAUUUUGGACAAAGGAUUACCCAUGUGCAGGUAUCAAUAAGGACCAGCGAGACAGUGACCUUUAUGUGCGUGCAUUACUUGGAGUUAAUAAAACAGCAGCCAAGGAAGGAGUCGGAGCCGGAGCCUAUGCCCGAGUGGCUAAAGGACACACUGGUGCACCUUUGUGACACAGUUUGCAGCCACUUGGAGACCGUUCACAACAAAGAAACCCUUGCUAUCCCGUUGGAGAAGAUAGAAGAUUACUUAAAGGUUACACGAACUUACCUGCAAAUGAUACAAGAGAUUUUCAGAGUUGGUGUCACGACGCAUUUUUCUGAAGCCGUUGGUUCUUGCCUCCUGGAACUAUUCAGUGAACCAGCACACAGCCAUGAUUUGGGGAAAGAUAUUCCUGCACUCUUAUCAACUUACGUAAAACCGUAUACCAUGCAACUUUUUGAGCUUGUUUAUUUCUUGCCCGACUUUCAAGAGGAUUUUAUCAAUAAUCUGGUUGCGGGUGAGGAUUCCUUCAACCUUUGUCUGAGCUUUGUCACUGUGGUAUGCACGGACAAUACGGCAGUCUCGCCAAAUACUUGCCAAACACUGCAAAGAAUAUUCGAGUACCUGUUUAGGGAUGCCUCUAAUUUUGUGCAUGCGGAGAAUUACGAUAGAGUAAUUGAAGCUUUUGGUAGUCUCUUGUACUUGCUGGAUAAUGAUAUUCUUUUUAACUAUUUCUGUGCUGGGCUAUUUCAAAAGGAUUUAGUCUCAUCUCAAGCGUGCGCCGAUGUCCUCAUGCUGUGCUUCCGCUUGAAAGAAGUAAACAACGGAUGGGACAGCAAGGCCAUAGAGCACGCUGCUCGUUUCUGGAAUGAGUGCAGCAAUUCCUAUGCCUUGUUCUCCCACAAUCCCAGCCAAUGGCACGUGCAGAGAUUUCUUAAAUAUUUUCACAUUAUGAGUCGUCAGAAACUGCCCAGCCUGAGCAUCCGAAACUAUCGAUAUUUGUCGGCGGUGACUGGCUCCAGGGAUCCAAUAGGACGCCACCUGCUGAAGCACCUGGAGGAUAUUUCAUAUGAUGUUCCAACAGAAAUAGCCAAUUAUUACGAAAUCAUAGCAGUUCUGGAAAUUCUGGCGCAACUAGGUCAGACCAACUGUGGCUCGUGGCUCAAGCGGACAUCUGAAAUGGCCAAGCAGCUGAUGGCCAUUGAUAAGGGCUCAACCUUUAUCAGUUCGUACUUCAGACUUGUGUUAGCUUCGGAUCAAGCCACUCAGUUGCUGGUCUUGCGGGGCCUCGCUCCAGUCAUUGGCUGCACCAACUGGCAGCGACAGAAGUUCCUCGCCGCUUGCCAGUCCAGCACAGAUGCCCAACUAAGAGCAUUCAGUGCACGUCACACCAUCAGUGGCGAUGUGCAGCCCCUGUUGGAAGCCUUGGUGGGAAAACGUGAAGACCUACCCUCCGCUGUAGAUGCUACCUGCCAGGAACUUGGCAAAUCAAGCUAUUCCCGCCAGGUCGAACAUAAGUGUCAACCGGAAGCCAGCCUAAAGCGUAAAAGAACGGAAGAAAAUACGCCCAGAAAACUUCUGCAGGCCCUGUACGAAGGCUCCCUAGAAUUAAAACAAUGCAGCAGGGACAGCUUCGAUGCCGCCGACAAAGAGCUACAUAGAAAAAUUAUUGCCAAUCUGAGCAGUAUAUUACCUUGAAUUAAGCCUAUAUAUACCCUUUGAAAUCGUAUGUAGAUUCCAGAAUUUUCAUAAGUCCGUAGCCUCGUCAAAACGAACGAAUUUGUAUUUCUCCUCCGUCUCGGGAGAAAAGCAUUCGGCGGAGUUCCUAUUUGAUAAUUAUCCACCUAUCACAUCGUAUUCGAAACUCAAAUAUACCGAAACGCUUACCAUAGAGGAUGUACACAACAGUGGCCCCUGCAAAGUACGCAGUGAAAAGGAUAUGAAACAGCUCGUAAAGAGCAAUAUGAAUCUUCGUUUUUGAUGGUGAUCUUCUAUAGAGCCUUUUCCUUUUUUUACGUCUACAGCGUUCUAGAUCUGUACGCACACUUACGCUCUUUGUGUGAGCGAGAGAGAUCGAAUUUCCUCAUUAGUGUUAAGAAUCUUAUAAUACAAAGCCUGUAAAUAAACCAACCCCGUCAUUUGAUAUUUAAUAAA
Messenger RNA from Drosophila kikkawai, 2723 nucleotides. RefSeq lists its product as uncharacterized. Lineage: Eukaryota; Metazoa; Arthropoda; Insecta; Diptera; Drosophilidae. The record is from RefSeq and is a predicted model, not a curated record.